This is a messenger RNA of Racocetra persica, 218 nucleotides long. NCBI's taxonomy places the organism in Eukaryota, Fungi, Glomeromycota, Glomeromycetes, Diversisporales, Gigasporaceae. The record is from the annotation of a GenBank genome assembly.
AUUAACAACAUUUAUACUAGUUUUAUAGAUAAUAUAAUAACUUCUGAGGGUAUUUUGAAUAACUUUAAUGAACAACCAAUCUUGAAGAAUACUUUUGAUAAUAUUGAUGUUUUCAACAAGAAAAAUGAAUUUGAUUUUAAGAACAAAGCUGAAUUUGCAGAACCUAUAUAUUUAUUAACUGUGAAUCAGACUUUUCAAACUUGGAAGAUAGUUGAUAA